Messenger RNA from Rhopilema esculentum, 968 nucleotides. RefSeq lists its product as uncharacterized. NCBI's taxonomy places the organism in Eukaryota, Metazoa, Cnidaria, Scyphozoa, Rhizostomeae, Rhizostomatidae. The record is from RefSeq and is a predicted model, not a curated record.
CAUUGAAAAAAUCGCAUUUUAUGCGAUCCCCUUUGUAUUUGUGUACUAGAGUGAGACCUCCAAAAGAGAUAAAUACUUAGGGAACGAUCAACCCAUUUGUCUUUUGCAACCUGAGUUCUGAGCUGAGAGACAGAAGACAACAAACAACGUGUCAAGAUGGGUCUUAAGUGGAUCGCCAUCCUUCUCCUCGUUGCAGCAGCAUAUGCUGAAGAAAAUGAAUAUGACGAAGUUAUGGGUGAAGAAAGCGAUUCUGAUUUCCCGGAGGAAAUUGAAAACAAUGAAGACGAAGAACUUGACAGUGAAAACAAUGAAGAUGAAGAGCUUGAAGACAAGGACGAGGAUCCAGUAAAGGACCUCGACAUGGAGGCGGAUCAAUACGGAGUAUGUAAAAACAAGAGUAAGUACGCAGUUUUGUCGACGAAGUGCGCCUUUUGCUACUGCAAGUUGGCGAAAAAGGGAAAGGGUAGCAAAGAAAACGAAGCAGAAAUGACGAAAUUGGACCUUGAUGAGUCUCUUGAUGAAGCCUUGGAAAACACUCCCCCUAUCAAACCCAUGUCGACACAUCAUUUUAUAAAGAAACUGGUUACGCCUUUCUUCGGAGACGUCGACCUGAAGCUCAAAUGUCACUGCACAAAGAAACUUGAAGUUGUACACCUUUUGAAAUUCAUUCAUGUAAGUAGUGCAGCAGGGUACAUCCAAAAGAAAGUAUACCACUCAACCUUCAUGUAUUUGGUGAAAAAUGUCCAGAAUCUGCAUAAGAAGCCAUAAGCCAGCGUCAUCCAGACAGAGGAAGAUCUGCUUUCAGAUGUAGAGCUGCCCAGAGGAAGAGCUGCUUUCAAUAGUUAUUUCAAUAGAAUUUAACAAUGUUGACAAGAACUCAAAUAACAUGUGCCCUUGACAUUUUUGUAAUGUUUAUUGGCGGUUUUAAUUUUUUUUAACAUUUUUGCUGAAGAAUAGAAAGUCGAUAA